Messenger RNA from Sabethes cyaneus, 1552 nucleotides. RefSeq lists its product as uncharacterized. The record is from RefSeq and is a predicted model, not a curated record. The coding region runs from base 244 to 1173 and encodes 309 amino acids. Lineage: Eukaryota; Metazoa; Arthropoda; Insecta; Diptera; Culicidae. The transcript is spliced from 4 exons. Gene Ontology annotation, molecular function: zinc ion binding; nucleic acid binding.
UUUCUAUUCAACAGCCGGUCGCUAGCGACGCUUAUUUAAUAGCAUCGGCUAACUAAUAGCAUGCUAAAGCAAAUACUGUAGGAUAGAUUCGGACCAAACGGAACAUCAUCGUUCGGAGUUUUGAGGACUUUUUUUUGGAAAUUUUGGAUUUUUCUCACUGGAUUGAUUGGACCGGUACCGGAAAAAAACAGCUCUGCGCUUUCAGCGACUGUCUAUCUAUCGGAUUUUAGUAAAAUUUAAGGCAUGGCGCUAAUGGGAAGCAUUGACCCUUACGUCAUGGGCACGUCUUUCUCCAAUUAUGUGGAGCGCCUUGAAUAUUUUUUUUCCUGCAACAAUAUUGCAGAUGAUAAAAAAAAGGAUAUCUUUAUGAGUUUUUCCGGUAUGCACAUAUUUGAGAAAUUGAAAUUGCUAUAUCCGGGUACAGAUUUAAAAACUCUCAGUUAUGAAGCAAUAACAAAGAAACUGAAAGAAAGGUUUGACAAAGUUGAGUCGGAUACGAUUUUGAGGCUUAGAUUUCGCAAUAGGAAACAAGGCCCGGCGGAAUCCGGUGAAAACUUCAUUCUGGCGGUGAAGCUUUUAGCAGAGCAAUGUGAUUUUGGUGCAUUUCGUGAGUCGGCAAUUAGGGAUCAGUUGCUUUUUGGUGUUUUUGAUAAGAAACUGCAAAAAAAAAUGCUAGAGGUAGACGACUUAAACCUGCGAGUAGCAGAAAGAAUGAUAAAAAAUACAGAGAUGGUGGAAUCUAGUGCUGAUGCUUUGAAUGCGGAUUAUACAGCAAAUGUCCUUUCCGUACAAAGCAGGUUAGGAGAUAGAGAGCCAAGAUAUCAUACUCGAUAUAGCAAUGAUAGGAAUCGUGUCAGAAGCAGAAGCAGGGAUAGGCAGGUCUACCGCCGUGAUCAUGAUAGAGAGCGAUCGGAGCGUAGGCAAUCUAGCAGAGGAAGAUAUGCAAAUUUCAUUUGUAACUUCUGUAAAUUGAAAGGCCAUAUUCAGAAAAAUUGCUAUCGCUUGAAAAAUCAACAAAAUGGCAGGAGUUCGGUGAAGUUUGUCGAAGAUACACAAGGUUCUGGUAACGUGCCUGAUUAUUUUAAGCGUCUACGAAUUGAUUACAACAGCGACAGUGAUUCACCAGAUCUCGAUAGGAUCAGUCUUGAUCUCGGCCCACAGGGGGCAGAUUAGACUUAUACAGGAAUCUGAACGUAGGCGUAAUGUGGCGCUUCAGAUGCUGGACCAACAGACGGCGGAGCAUACUCGAGGUACAAAAAGGCGAUAUGCGGAAUCCGAGGACGAGGAGCUGUUCUGUGGAUUUCCACCCGCAUUCGAGAUGCCACCGCCAGUCAGAAGUGAAAUACACCCUAAGGUAUUUCGUUCCAACGAUUGUAAUGAUUUAGGAGUCUCUGGAAGACAUCCUACUGAAAAUUUAAGAAGAUCCUCUAGAGUUUUUAAGAAGAAGGUCGAUAGAAAUUUUGUUUAUUUCAAGUAAAAUACCUGAGUGCGGAGAAUUACAAAUUGGUAUAGUUUAUAAGAAUGUAUUUAGAUAAGUUUAAUGAAUGUUAAU